Messenger RNA from Laccaria bicolor S238N-H82, 1863 nucleotides. RefSeq lists its product as uncharacterized. NCBI's taxonomy places the organism in Eukaryota, Fungi, Basidiomycota, Agaricomycetes, Agaricales, Hydnangiaceae. Gene Ontology annotation, biological process: transmembrane transport. The record is from RefSeq and is a predicted model, not a curated record. The coding region runs from base 1 to 1863 and encodes 620 amino acids. The transcript is spliced from 12 exons. Gene Ontology annotation, molecular function: myo-inositol:proton symporter activity. Gene Ontology annotation, cellular component: membrane.
AUGUCCUUUGACAAACUUUCUAAUGAGAAAGGCAAUGGUGCCGGGCAUGGCGCUUUAGAGGCUCAGCUCCAGAUCGAUCUCGCUAACAAUAUCCAGGCAAAGAUACAGAACCCACUACAUGGCCUCUCACGAGAGCAGCUCAUGGAAAAUGUGGAGGAAUUCGUCAAAGAGAAAGGGCUGGAAGACAAAUUAGGUCUCUUUGAGAAAGCAGCUCUUCUCGCGCAGAACCCGAAAGACUUUGAGCAAAUCUCCGGAAUGACUGAGGAAGACAAGGAAGUUAUCCGGCGAGAAACGACGCAUCGGUGGAGCCAGUCGCGCGAACUGUACUUGACUGUAGUCAUUUGUAGUUUGGCCGCUGCAGUCCAGGGCUGGGAUCAGACUGGCUCUAACGGCGCCAACUUAUCUUUCCCUCAGGCGCUUGGGAUCGACAAUACGCCUGGCAGCCCAAACGCUCAGAGGAAUGAUUGGAUUGUCGGGCUCAUCAACUCCGGCCCCUAUAUCGCUUCCUGCCUUCUUGGGUGUUGGCUUACCGAUCCUCUGAAUCACUUUUUUGGGCGUCGUGGAACCCUCUUUUUCUGUGGUAUCUUCUGCAUUUUAAGCGUUAUUGGACAAGGGUUGGCGCAAACCUGGCCGCAGCUUUUGGUCUGUCGCUUGCUCCUAGGUUUGGGGAUGGGUCCCAAAGCAUCGACAUCCCCUGUUUUUGCCGCCGAAAACGUCCCAGCAAUUAUUCGUGGGGGUCUUGUCAUGUCCUGGCAGAUGUGGGCAAUGACUGCGUUUGGCAUCUUCCUCGGGUUCUCCGCCAAUCUUGCUCUGCAAGGGGUGGGGAAUAUCGCUUGGCGACUAGAGCUUGGGUCUGCCUUCCUUCCUGCCGUUCCAUUGACAAUUGGUAUUUAUUUCUGCCCUGAAUCUCCCCGUUGGUUGAUGAAAAAAGGUCGUUACGCCGAGGCCUUCAGAUCAUUCUGUCGUCUCCGCAACAGUGAACUGCAAGCUGCGCGUGACUUGUACUAUGUCCAUUGCCAGCUCGUGGAAGAGUACAAGGUUCUUCACGGUUCCACGUACUUCACGCGCUUCCUUGAGCUUUUUACGGUUCCCCGCAUACGCCGCGCGACGCUCGCCAGUUGGGUUGUGAUGAUUGCUCAGCAGAUGUGUGGUAUCAAUAUUAUCGCCUUUUAUUCAUCGACAAUUUUCGUACAAGCCGGGUAUUCUUCUAAACAGGCUCUUUUGGCUUCGUGGGGUUUCGGUCUCAUCAACUGGGUUUUCGCAUUUCCUGCUGUUUGGACGAUCGACACGUUCGGCCGUCGGAAUUUGCUGUUGUUCACGUUCCCGAACAUGGCCUGGACUCUCCUCGCAGCUGGAUUCUGCUUCUAUAUCCCAGAAACGAGUCAAGCGAGGGUUCCCCUAAUUGCGUUGUUCAUCUUCAUCUUCGCGGCUUUUUAUUCGCCUGGAGAGGGGCCAGUGCCGUUCACAUACUCGGCGGAAGUAUUCCCACUGACGCACAGAGAGAUGGGUAUGUCAUGGGCAGUUGCGACGUGCCUAUUCUGGGCUUCUGUUAUCUCCUUGACGUUCCCUCGACUCCUCAGUGCUCUGGGACCAGUUGGAGCAUUCGGAUUUUAUGCUGGCCUCAAUGUUGCCGCGUUGAUCAUGAUUUUCUUCUUGAUGCCAGAAACAAAACAACGAACCCUCGAGGAGCUUGAUUACGUCUUCGCCGUGCCUACCUCAAAGCACGCUUCAUACCAGCUCCGCGAGUUCCUCCCGUACUGGAUCCGACGCUACAUUUUGUUUCGGAGGAGGACACAACUCAAACCUCUUUACAAUUUCGACGAGGUAGAGGCGAUCGCCGUCUCUGGCGUUGAGCGUCCGUAG